Molecule: messenger RNA, 2601 nt
Organism: Lizanozyma spartinae
Lineage: Eukaryota; Fungi; Ascomycota; Pichiomycetes; Serinales; Debaryomycetaceae
Gene: MRD1
Product: RNA-binding ribosome biosynthesis protein
Exons: 1
Coding region: 1-2601 (866 amino acids)
Molecular function (GO): RNA binding
Source: RefSeq, a predicted model, not a curated record
AUGUCGCGUUUGAUAGUCAAGGGGUUGCCCCAGUAUUUGACCGAAGAUCGUUUGAAAGAGCAUUUCACUCAACGGGGAAACGUUAGUGAUGUAAAACUUAUGAAGAAACGGAAUGGAGAGUCUCGAAGGUUUGCGUUUGUUGGGUACAAAUCGGAUGCUGAAGCCGAGAAAGCGGUUAGAUUUUUUAAUGGGUCAUUUAUUGAUACUUCUAAAAUCUCAGUAGAAGUUGCCAAGACGUUCUCUGAUCCCACAGUGCCGUUAUCUGUUCGAGACAAGAAGAGGUUGAUGUCGCAGAGAUUGGCAGAAACGGAGGAUAGAUUGGUGGAACAGGAGGAGAAGCUAAGGGGGAAAAACAAUCAACAGAGGAAUAAGAAGUCCAAAAUUGAUGAAGAAAUAAAUAGUAAUCCACAAUUGAGAGAGUUUAUGGAUGCCAUGAAACCUAGUGCUCAAACUCAGUCGUGGGCCAAUGAUGGAUUAGCUGAUGGCUCUGGAGCUCCAGGAGUCAAAGAAUUAGAGGACGCCCUUGAUGAAGGUCACAGCGGAAAGAGGAAGGAAGUAUCGCAGUCUAGGGAUAAUGACGUAGCCCUAGUUCCUGAGAACGAGAGUGACGACGAAUACGAAGACUUUGGGAAGAAGGUGAAAGAAAACCAGGAAGAUUACGAGAAAGGAGAAGAUGAAGAGGAGGAAGAAGAAAAAAUGAUAUCUUUAAGUGAGUUACCCCUGGACUCUAAAAUAGCAGCCGAUGAAAACGUUUCUGAUAUGGAAUGGUUGAGGUCUAAAAGGAUUCGGAUGAAGGAAAACGAAAAUCAACAAGAAAAAACAGAUAAGCCAAACGAUCACAGUACAGAAGGGCAUGAAGUUAAUGAAGGUAUGGACAUUGACAAUGUCGAAGAAGAAGAAGAAGAACAACAACAACAACCUGUAAAGGGAAUCCAAUUAACACCAGAACAAGAAAGUGCAAGCAAGAUUGCUGAAACCGGAAGACUCUUCAUUAGAAACAUUCUUUAUGAUGCUUCCGAAGAUGAGUUUAGAAAAGCUUUUGAGUUGUUUGGAGAGUUGGAAGAAGUGCACAUUGCUAUUGAUACCCGUACCAACAAAUCUAAAGGGUUUGUGUACAUUCAAUUCAAGAACCCCAAUGAAGCAGUCUCAGCAUACAGGGCCAUGGAUAAGCAAAUCUUCCAAGGAAGAAUUCUUCACAUUUUACCUGGUGAAAAGAAGAAAAGUCAUAGAUUAGACGAAUUUGACUUGAAAAAUUUGCCCUUAAAGAAGCAAAGAGAAUUGAAGAAGAAAGCUGAAGCCGGUAAGAGUCAAUUCAGUUGGAACUCAUUAUUCAUGAACCAAGAUGCCGUGAUGGAAUCUGUUGCAUCCAAAUUAGGAGUUACGAAAGCACAAUUGAUAGAUCCUCAUAGCUCCAGUUCUGCUGUUAAGCAAGCAUUAGCUGAAGCUCAUGUCUUAGGAGAUGUUAGAAAGUACUUUGAAGAUAGAGGAGUUGAUUUAACUCAAUUUCAAAAGAAAGAACGAGAUGAUAAAAUCAUUUUGGUUAAGAACUUCCCCUUUGGAACAACAGCAGAAGAAUUAGGAGAAUUAUUUUCAACAUAUGGCCCUCUUAAGAGAAUCUUAAUGCCUCCAGCUGGAACUAUUGCCAUUGUUGAAUUUGUUGAUGCACCAAGUGCCAGAGCUGCAUUCACAAAGUUGGCAUACAGAAGAUUCAAAAAGGGUAUAAUUUAUUUGGAAAAGGGUCCCAAGGGUCUCUUUAUCAGAGAGCCCACCAAAGCAGAAUCAUCUUCAGCAGUCAAUUCUGAAGUUAAGGAUAAUUCAGUGGUGGUGGCUGCUGUCACUGCUGACGAUGUAUUGGGGACUUCUUCUUCGAAGGAAGUUGAAGAGACAGAAGUUAUUGAAGGUCCUACCGUUUCAGUGUUUGUUAAGAACUUGAACUUCUCCACCACAACUGCACAAUUAGGAGAGUUCUUUAAAGGUUUACCUGGGUUUGUGGUUGCUACUGUUAAAACCAAGAAGGACCCUAAAAAUUCUUCUGCAUAUCUCAGUAUGGGUUUUGGUUUUGUUGAAUUUAAGACAAAGGAACAAGCAGAAGUAGCCAUUAGAACUUUGGAUGGUAAGACUUUGGACGGUCACAAAUUGCAAUUGAAACUUUCCCACAGACAAGGAAGUUCCACCGGAAAGAAUAAUAAUAAUAGCAGUAAUAAUACUCUGUCCAAGUCCAACAAGCUUAUCAUCAAAAACUUACCAUUCGAAGCCUCCAGAAAGGACGUUUUGGAGUUGUUUGGAUCUUUUGGUCAAGUCAAGUCCGUUAGAGUUCCUAAGAAGUUUGACAAAUCUGCCAGAGGGUUUGCUUUCGUUGAAUACACUUUGACCAAGGAAGCAGAGAAUGCCAUGAACCAAUUAGAAGGUGUCCAUUUGUUAGGAAGAAGAUUGGUUAUGCAAUAUGCUGAACAGGAAUCUGAAGAUGCCGAGGCUGCCAUUGAAAAGAUGACAAGAAAGGUUAAGAAACAGGUGGAUACUCAACAAAUGGCUGCUGCCAGAUUAGCAGGAAAGGGUAAGAUUGAUUUGGAGGAAGAAGAAGACGAUGACACUCCAUUUUAG